Molecule: messenger RNA, 630 nt
Organism: Cylicocyclus nassatus
Lineage: Eukaryota; Metazoa; Nematoda; Chromadorea; Rhabditida; Strongylidae
Source: the annotation of a GenBank genome assembly
AUGACGCCAUCGUAUGCUGCAUCGCUGAGCGAUACAGCUCGCAGCAGUCUGGUGGACAUCAGCGACUCCAGAGACAUUGAAGUCUGCAACACGAAAUUACAACUCGGAAGAAGUAAUUAUGAAAACAAAUUCAAGGCGGAAAAACUCAAAAACGUCGAACAGGCUCUACAAAAACUUCAGUUGACAGAGGAAGUGCUCGCAUUUGCUGUUGAGACGACUACGGGAACGGCCAUAGUAGUUUCCAUUCAACAAGAGCGUUGGUGCUCUUCGGUUCUUUCGCUUGGACAUUUUUCGUGGACAUGUUUCGUCCUCGCAACAGCACCGUUCCUGCUAGAGUCAGGCAGGAACAGUCGCAAGGACUUCGCACUCUCCCGAACCAAGAAGAUUAUUAACAAAACCAGUGUCAUCCCUUUACAAGAAACUUUCACUCUAAGGGAUGUACGAACAUCGAAAUACAAGGAGAAUGACAAUACGUGGAGCCCGAGUAAUAAACAGAAAAGGAAGACUGUGGCUGUGCCCGAGGAGGACAUCGAAAGAACAAGUAAUGGGCAAAAAAGAAAAGCUUUGGUCGAGGCUGCCGAAGACAACAUCGAGAUGAUAGAUGACGAAACAUAUUAUAUGCGCCUUUGA